Messenger RNA from Lodderomyces pseudojiufengensis, 2421 nucleotides. RefSeq names its product Rim8p (gene RIM8). NCBI's taxonomy places the organism in Eukaryota, Fungi, Ascomycota, Pichiomycetes, Serinales, Debaryomycetaceae. Gene Ontology annotation, cellular component: plasma membrane; cytosol; cytoplasm. Gene Ontology annotation, biological process: ubiquitin-dependent endocytosis. Gene Ontology annotation, molecular function: ubiquitin protein ligase binding; protein-macromolecule adaptor activity. Bases 1 to 2421 code for a protein of 806 amino acids. The record is from RefSeq and is a predicted model, not a curated record. The transcript has a single exon.
AUGAGACGUGCGGUAUCUAAAAUACUACCUACACCAAAAUUAUUUAAUGAAUUACCAAUAAAUUCUUCUUCAACAAAUUCAUCAUCAUCAAUAAUAAAUAAUAAUUCUUCCAAAAAUUCCUCUUCAAAUCUUGUAUCAAAUUUUAAAUUAGAUUUUAAUGCAGUUGAUGAAUUUUAUACACAAUUAGAUGAUCCUCAUAAAAUUUGGUUACCAGGUGAUGAAGUUUCAGGACAAAUUGUUUUAGUUUCCAAAAAAAAUUUAGCAAAUAUUAUAAUAACUUUAUCAUUAAUUGGUUUUAUUAAAAUAAAUGCUUCAUCUCAUUCUAAAUUAAGACCUUUAAAACAUACUUUAUUUGAUCAUACUAUUAGAAUUUAUGGAAAUGAUAAUGAAGAACAACAAGAAGGAGGUGAUAAUUCGGAGUUUAACAAUGGAUUAUUUAAAGGUGAACAUGUUUUCCCAUUUAUUGUAAAAUUACCAAAUAAAAGAGUUUUUACAUCAAUAGACUUUGGUAAAGGUUCAAUAAAUUAUAUAUUAAAAGGAUCAGUUGGAAAUAGUUCAUCAUAUAUAAAUGCUCCAACUUCAGAAAAAAAAUUUAUACAUAAUCCUUCUUAUACAAGUGAAAAAUUAAUUAAUUUAAUAAAUCCAAUGGAUGUUUCUUCAUUACCAAAACCUAAACCAAAAAGAUUAAUACUACGAGAUCCAAGAACAAAUCAACAAAAUAAUAGAAAAUUAAUACGAACUCAAUCUUCUACAUCAACUAUAAAUACAAUAAAUACUUUUGGAACUUUUUCAUCAAAUAAUUCAGAUACUUCAACAGAUGAUAGAUCUUCACUGCAAUUAAACAUAGAUGAUUUAAAUAAUCAUAAUAAUCAUAGUCAUAAUAAACCACCAGCUACUAUAAAAGUAAUAUUAAAUGUUCCACAACGAGGGUAUUUAAGAGGUGAAUCAAUACCUGUUAAAUUAUCAAUAAAUCAUUUAAAAAAAGUACAAGAUUUAAAUGGGAUUAUAAUAACAUUUGUAAGAGUUUGUAGAUUAGAUAAUGGACCAGAUGGAGUAGUUGAAAGUUUUAGAAAAGACUUACAACAAGUUGUUUUACCAUUAUAUGUUGAUCCAAUAACUUUUCAAUCUGAAAUUCAAUCUUCAUUAAGAGUACCAGCAGAUUCUUUUCCAACAAUAACAGGAUGUCCAUUAGUAAGUUUUCAAUAUUUUAUUGAAGUUUUAAUAAAUUUAUCUGGAAAAUCAAUAAUAGUAGAUCCAGAAGCAAUAACAGAUCGUCAUUCCCCAGAUUCUCAACAACAAGAUCAACAACAUCAAAUAACAUCAAUUGAAAAUUUUCAAUUUAAUUUUAAUUCUUCUUUACAACAUCAAAAAGAUAGAUCAAAUUUUAUAAAUACUGAUAGAUUUAAAAGAUCAAAAAAAUUUUUACAAUUAACAAGUGAAAUUUAUAUUGGAACUCAUAGAUCAAAAUUAGAAAUUGAAGAUGAUAGAAUGUCUGGUAGAUCAUCAAGUUCAAUAUCAAAUUCAAAUAAUGUAUCACCUGCAAUUUUUACAAAUUCACCAAUAGCGAAUAACAAUAACAAUAAUCAUAAUAGUAUAACAACAUCUCCAAUAAAUCAUAAUUCAACUUCACCAAGUAAUAUAUCAGCAAAUUCUCCAAGUAGAAUUAUUCCAACAAUUCCAGAAUCUUCACAAUUACAAAUCCCACCUUAUAAUGAUGUUCCAACUUAUAAUAAUCAAAUUAAUAAUUUUAAUAAUAAUAAUAAUAAUGAACCCCUAUCUGAAAAAGAACAAAUGGCUCAAUAUCAUGAAAGUUUAUUACCAUCAGCACCACCUGAAGAGGAUGGUGAUGUUGAAGAUAAUCAUGAUUUGAAUCAAAAACACGGUAUUAAUAUUCAUAAUGAUCAUCAUAAUCAUCAACAUCAAGAUUUCCCACCACCUCCAUUAUCUGAAUCUUCAUCAAGUCAACAACCAUUACCACCACCACCAACAAAUCAACAUCAAGUUCCAACAUCUCAUCAAUUUAAUUUUUUCACAUAUGAAAAUAAUAAUCAUCCAACUUCAUCAAAUCAUGAUAUUUUUUAUCAAUCAAAUCAUAAUUCAAAUUAUCAUAACCAUCAAAAUUCAAAUCAUCAACAAAUAAACUCUAAUAAUUCAUCAAAUUUAGUAAAUGAAAUUUUUAAUGAUGAAAUAAUAGAUAAUGUACCAAAUUAUAUGACAGUUGAAAAUGAUCAAUUAUUAAGUAUAAGUCAUAGUAAUCCAAAUCAGUUGAAUUCUUCAUCAUCAAUUCCGUUAAAUUCUCAAUCACAUGAUGAAGAUCAAAGUUAUUAUCAUGAUCAUAGAUCUCAUACUACUAAUCACAAUCAUCAUCAUCAUCCAUUACAAAACGUUACGAAUGGAAUAGAUGAUGAUCAACAAGAUUAA